GGCGGGGAUCGACGGCGCAAGAGCGAAACGGAAAAUCCGUCUUCGACAAUAAGCAUCAAGAUCAGUCUCCGUGCCAAUCUGAAGCUGUUUAUACGGACACGUUUGGCACGGCGAUCUUUUAUGCAAAAGUAACGGUUUCAGAGGCAGAUCGAGCGGAAACGGGAUGUUUUUGUAUAAGGACUAGAAGUGGAACUUGGGUAGGCGAAGUCUUGGGCGUAUCUCCACUUUUGUUCAUUUUUUUGGUCGAACUGAAAAACAGCCGACGCUGAGCGCAUCUGAUCUUCCCCGAGCGCCCGGUGCUGAUGAGGGCUUUGUCGGCGUGAUCCGUGCGCGAUGGCCGCUUCGGGCGGACAGAAGAGUGAGAAGUUAGAUGAAGCUCAGGCUCUAGCGAGGAGUUGCGCAGGGCGACCGGACUUUCUGCCCUGCGAUGGACUAUCCAUCUGCGCCACACACAGCCACGGGAAGUGUUUCAAGCUGCACUGGUGCUGUCAUCUGGGCUGGUGCCACUGUAAAUACAUCUACCAACCCAUGACCAGUGUAUGCCAACUUCCCAGCACUUCGGUUCCAGUCGCCCCGUCAGGUCACACCCACACCAUGAACCUGUCCAUCUCCCUGGCUGAGCGCUUUCUCAGGACGGCCCCCAAGUUCCAGGCUCCACCCUGUCCGGAGUCGCCCAAGUUCUGCGUCAUCUCUGACCUCUUUGUGGAUGAUUACAUGGUCAAACGUAUCAACGGUAAGAUGUGUUAUGUGCAAAGGCCGCCUCCACCUACACCAAAUCCCACACACCAACCCCAGACGCCAGCACCUCAACCUGCACCCCAGCGUACCAACAAGCACACACGGCAAACAGGCCCAACUGUUAAGCACAACCAACCAAACGAGAAGAUCUCAGGCCCUAAAAUGGACCACUGCUCAUCUCCCUCCAGCUCGGAAGACUCUGGAAUCAAUGCAUUGGGUCUGCACUACAUGGAAUCAUGCGAUGAGGACUCCUGCGUGGAUGACGAUGAUGAGGAAGAAGAGGAUGAUGAGCUGAGCACCGAUGGGGACUCCAGUCCCGGUAGCCUCUGGGACCAGGAUGAGUGCACUGUACUGUCACCUUCCAAAUCAAUGGUUGAGAUCAUUGAGAAGAUUGAGACUACAGUUUGACGUGCCUGUCAGAUUCCUCGGUUUCGGAAACACUUCCCUACACUAUCCUAUCUGCAGGUGCAUGAGUUCAGUGAGCCAGUGCAAGCACAUGCUCCCUGUUAUGGCAGUGCCAUCCGAGGUUGUCCCAGAAGAACCCUCAAGAGAUGAGUCAUGGCAACUUCUCUCCUGUACUUACUACAGCUCUCAUUUUCCCUAUAGUCCCUUACGCAUGGUGAGGCUAAUGUAGGUUACACGCAAGUGAGUGCGCUGACAAACACAUAUCGUGAGAACUUUGACCAAAUGGGACUCGAUACAUGAUAGAAUAUUUCAUGGAUGAACAGACGUAGGAAAGUCAAACUCAAAAAUAUGAGGCUAUGUCUAAUGCAUAGAAAAGGAAGAGGGGAUGGCUGAUGCAAUAUGGAGAGAUCUAGAUUAAGACUAUCUGUGUGUGUGUGAGGAUGGAGAGUGCUACAAAGAUAGAAGGAGAAAGAGUGAGGGAGAGAGAGAGUCUUUCAACGUCCUGUUAGCAGAAUCAGUUAGAACACUGGCUAAAUCAUGCAUGAGCUCAGAGGACGGUAAUGAAACUUUGCGAUGAAAAGAGAUUGAGGCUCGUGCUUGAGGGAAUGCCCCUUUUCUCCAACUCUCACACAUGCAGAGAUUCCCUAGAGGCACAGUCAGCGUACAUUACCAGACAUUUCUUGUCUGGCACCAGACUGUGGGGAGGACCAGUCGUCCUAUCGUCAUAGUCCUCAAAUUUUGUGGCUCAAAACCUUUUGACAAUCAGUUAUGAAAAAGUAGGUUUAAGAUUUAUGCAGAAGAGUGAUAAGAAGUAAAAUUGCAUAGUUCGUCCCCUAAAAAUCCCAUUGUGAUCCCAUUGUGUUCCAUUUUGUCAAAUGCCUGUACCACUUUGAAGUAUCAUUAACAAAGCCAGAGGGCUGCUCAGGGACCGUUCACACAAGAUGCGUUUUUGUGUCCAUCGGCUCAGUGUCUGCUCAUAAAUGUGCUGGACAGAUGCUAUUGGUCCUUGCUGUUUUUACAGCUGCAUUCAGGGUUGCCAGGUUUUCACAACAAAACCCGCCCAGUUGCCACCCAUAACUAACCCAAUCGCGUUUCAAAGAGGGUUCGUCUGUAAAAAUCACAUUCUGGGGGGUAAAAUACAUGUUUUUUGGCAGGGCUCCCCUGGUACAGUUUGCAUUCCAGGCGCUAAAUAUCAUGUUAUUGGGGUUGCUUCAACCCGCGGACUUUAUAAACAACCCGUGGCAACAUUGUUAAAGUAUCCCAGUUCCGCAGGAAAACUGCAGACUUGGCAAUACUUAAAGGAUAGUUCACUCAAACAUUAAAAUUCUGUCAUAAUUUACUCACCUUUAUGUUGUUUCAAACCUGUAUGACUUUCUUUUGUGAAAGAUUUUGAGAUUGUUUUAGUAUUUAGUAAAUUUUGCUACCAUAAAUAUAUCAAAACUUACCUUUUUAUUAGUAAUAUGCAUGGCUAAGAACUUCAUCUGGACAACUUUAAAGGGAAUUUUCCCAAUAUUUAAAUUUUUUGUACCCUCAGAUUCCAGAUUUUCAAAUAGUUGUAUCUCAGCCAAAUAUUGUCCUAUCCUAACAAACCAUACAAAACAUUUCCUUGGUCACAUAUACACGUUUAGUCCAUAUAAAUGAAGCUGUUUGGCAGGAUAGUGAGUAGUGAACAAUGUUGAUAUUAUCAAAAAUGUACAGGGGUAAAUGCUACACAUUAUAUUAUAUCUAUAUACAAUGUAAAAUUUACAGUAAUACAUUUGGACGACACUUUUUCCAAAGCAACUUAUAUUGCAUUGCAUAAGAUAUACAUUGUAUCAGAUGUACAUUUUAUCAGACCCAUAACCUUGAUAUUGCUCGUAGCUUGCCUGAGCUAGGAAUGCUAUAAAUCAGCUUUCAGGUCAUUUCUGUUGGCUCUGUCUAGCUGUAUUUAACGCAAGAAUGCAUCCUGUGUGAAAGGCCCCUUAAUGUCACUUUGAGAUCUUUGAGAUCAUCACUGGCUGCAAUAAUUUUUUUUGUUUUUGUUUUUGUUUUUGUUUUUUUAAUGGUUUAAGAACAUUUUGUCCAUUCAGACUUGCCACAGCAUCUCUGGGUCUCAUUUUAUCAUUGUACUUAAAUUUAUCUUAUAUGACCACAAAUAUGUUACCUCCAAAUAUCCAAGCACAGUUAUACCCCAAAAUGUAAAAAAAAAAAGGACCAA
This is a messenger RNA of Labeo rohita (rohu), 3340 nucleotides long. RefSeq names its product chromosome 1 C3orf70 homolog (gene c1h3orf70). Lineage: Eukaryota; Metazoa; Chordata; Actinopteri; Cypriniformes; Cyprinidae. The coding region runs from base 334 to 1146 and encodes 270 amino acids. The transcript has 2 exons. The record is from RefSeq and is a predicted model, not a curated record.